Eptesicus fuscus (big brown bat) is the source of this 1194-nucleotide messenger RNA. It is a transcript of the gene MADCAM1, whose product is annotated as mucosal vascular addressin cell adhesion molecule 1. Bases 1 to 1194 code for a protein of 397 amino acids. Gene Ontology annotation, molecular function: integrin binding involved in cell-matrix adhesion. The record is from RefSeq and is a predicted model, not a curated record. Gene Ontology annotation, biological process: leukocyte tethering or rolling; heterotypic cell-cell adhesion; positive regulation of lymphocyte migration. The transcript has 5 exons. Gene Ontology annotation, cellular component: membrane. NCBI's taxonomy places the organism in Eukaryota, Metazoa, Chordata, Mammalia, Chiroptera, Vespertilionidae.
AUGGAACAGGGCCUGGCCUUCCUGCUUCCCCUCUUCGUGGGGCUCCUCCAGCAAGGCCGCGGUGGGCGCCUGGAGGUGGAGCCCCGCGAGCCCGUGGUGGCGGUGGCCGUGGGCGAGUCAAGGCAGUUCACCUGCCGCCUGGCCUGUGCGGGCCGCGAGGCCGCCUCGGUGCAGUGGCGGGGCCUGGACACGAGCCUGGGCGCAGUGCAGUCGGGCGCCGGCAGCAGCGUCCUCUCCGUGCACAACGCCUCGUUGUCGUCUGCGGGGAUCCGUGUGUGUGUGGGCUCCUGCGGGAGCUCCACUUUCCGGCACCCCGUGCGACUCCUGGUGUUUGCCUUCCCGAACCAGCUGACUGUCUCCCCAGUGGCCCUGGUGGCCGGGCGGGACCAAGAGUUGGCCUGCACCGCCCACAACAUCACGCCUGCCAGCCCUGAUGCCCUCUCCUUGUCCCUGCUCCUGGGGGACCAGGAACUGGAGGGGGUGCAGGACCUGGGCCAGGAGGAGGAUGAGGAGCCCCAGGAGGGCGAGGACCAGUUGUUCCAAGUGACAAAGCGCUGGCUGCUUCCCCCCCUGGGGGCAACUGCUCCACUCACCCUCCACUGCCAGGCGACCAUGAGGCUGCCGGGCUUGGAGCUGAGCCACCGCAAGCCCAUUCCAGUCCUGCACAGCCUGACCUCCCCGGAGACCCCGGUCACAACCUCCCUGGAGGCCACCCUGGAGCAGAACUCCCUGGAGGCCACCCUGGAGCAGAACUCCACCCACAGCCCCGGGAGUCCUGGCCCCACGGCUGGGAACAGCUCCACCAGGCCCUGCCACCCUGAGAUCCACCAGUCGCCAAUACCAGGGGGUCUGGAGCUGCUGUGUGAAGCAGCCUGUGGCCCUGGCGUCGCUGUGCAUUGGACCCGGGCGCCCGGCGAUCUGGCAGCUUACAAGAGGAGGGAGGACGGCGCCCAGGCUUGGCUGAGCGUGCUGUGGGCUGGAUGCAACCCUGAGGGCUGGUUCCAGUGUCGCCUGGACCCAGGGGGCCACACAGCCAGUCUGUACCUACACCCAGAAAUCUGCUCCCCGCCAACGUCCGCAGCCCUGUGGAUGGGCAGCUUGGUGCUGGGGCUGCUCCUCCUGGCGUUCCUCACCCGUCGCCUGUGGAAAUGCCGCCAGCCACCAGGUGACCACAAGGCCCACCAGCACCUCUGA